This is a messenger RNA of Epinephelus moara (kelp grouper), 1723 nucleotides long. Its product is annotated as cytochrome P450 2J2-like. Gene Ontology annotation, molecular function: heme binding; oxidoreductase activity, acting on paired donors, with incorporation or reduction of molecular oxygen, reduced flavin or flavoprotein as one donor, and incorporation of one atom of oxygen; iron ion binding. Gene Ontology annotation, cellular component: intracellular membrane-bounded organelle; cytoplasm. The record is from RefSeq and is a predicted model, not a curated record. Gene Ontology annotation, biological process: xenobiotic metabolic process. The transcript has 9 exons. Bases 1 to 1494 code for a protein of 497 amino acids. Lineage: Eukaryota; Metazoa; Chordata; Actinopteri; Perciformes; Serranidae.
AUGUGGCUGUGUGAUUUGUGUCUGUGGCUCGAUCCAAGGGGAAUGCUGCUUUUUAUUUUUGCCGUUCUCCUCCUAGUGUAUUUUCAGAGCAAAAAGGAUCCACCCAACUUUCCACCAGGACCACCAUCUCUCCCUCUUUUAGGAAACAUAUUCAACAUUGAAUCUAAACAGCCUCACGUUUACCUUACCAAGCUAGCUGAUGUUUACGGGAAUGUGUUCUGCAUACGUCUGGGAAGACACAAAACAGUGUUUGUGUCUGGGUGGAGAAUGGUGAAGGAAGCCUUAGUCACACAGGCCGACAACUUUGUGGACCGGCCUUACAGCCCGAUGGUGACCAGAAUUUAUUCAGGGAACUCAGCCGGGCUUUUCUUCAGUAAUGGGAAUGUGUGGAGGAGACAGCGGCGUUUUGCCAUGGCCAUGUUACGUACCUUUGGUCUGGCCAAGAGCUCCAUGGAGCAGAGCAUCCUCGAGGAGAGUCAUCAUCUGCAGGAGGCAAUGGAGAAGGAGAAAGGUGAGCCGUUUGACCCUGUGCCCCUCUUAAACAACGCCGUGGCCAACAUCAUCUGCCAGAUAGUGUUUGGGAGACGGUUUGACUACAGUGACCACAACUUCCAGAGCAUGCUGAGGAAUCUGACUGAGAUGGCCUAUCUGGAGGGCUCCAUAUGGGCUCUACUUUAUGAUGCGUUCCCAGCACUGAUGAAACACCUGCCGGGGCCUCACAACGGCAUCUUCAGCAACUCCCAAUGUCUGGAGGCAUCUAUCAGGGCAGAGGUCGAGAGGCACAAGUUGGAUCUGGACCCCAGCAACCCACGAGAUUACAUCGACACCUUCCUGAUAGAGGAGAAACACACCAGGAACAGUGACCUUGGUUUUACCGAAGGCAACUUGGUUCUGUGUUGUCUGGAUCUGUUCCUGGCUGGAAGUGAAACCACUUCUAAGACUCUGCAGUGGGGCCUCAUCUACCUCAUCAAGAACCCUCAUAUCCAGGACAAAGUCCAGGCAGAGAUAGACAGAGUGAUCGGACAGACCCGACAGCCCAGUAUGGCAGACAGACCCAACCUGCCCUACAGCGACGCCGUCAUCCAUGAGAUCCAGAGGAUGGGAAACAUCGUUCCUCUCAAUGGACUCAGAAUGGCCGCCAAGGAUACGACUGUGGGUGGUUACGUCAUACCCAAGGGAACCUCAGUGAUGCCCAACCUGACCUCUGUGCUGUUUGACAAGACUGAAUGGGAAACUCCCGACACAUUUAACCCUGAACACUUCCUGGAUGCAGAAGGAAAGUUUGUGAGGAGGGACGCAUUUUUACCUUUCUCUGCAGGAAAGCGUGCAUGUCUGGGUGAAGGCCUGGCCAGAGUGGAGCUGUUCCUGUUUUUCAUCACUUUGUUUCAGAAAUUUUAUUUUUCCACUCUGGAUGGAGUCGAGCUGAGUACAGAGGGAAUCAUCGGAGCCACACGCACGCCGUACCCCUUUAAGAUCUAUGCCAGAGCCCGCUGAACCCUGCAACAUAUCCCAAACUACAGACUGUUGCUUUAUACACAGACAACACAUGCUGCAUCUGUGGCUUGUUUUCCUGUCAAUACAAAUGCCAGAAUUCAACAAUAUGUCCUGUCUACAGCACGUGUGUGUCAAAUACUGGAACUGAUUAUGGUGGCAUGAGGGAAUGUUUUGUGUAAUAGGUAAUAGGGGAACUAUAGCCUGCUUUGUUCUGCUGCAGCACAUAAUA